Molecule: messenger RNA, 1532 nt
Organism: Triticum dicoccoides
Lineage: Eukaryota; Viridiplantae; Streptophyta; Magnoliopsida; Poales; Poaceae
Product: G-type lectin S-receptor-like serine/threonine-protein kinase At2g19130
Exons: 1
Coding region: 190-1443 (417 amino acids)
Biological process (GO): protein phosphorylation
Molecular function (GO): ATP binding; protein kinase activity
Source: RefSeq, a predicted model, not a curated record
AUCAUUAGUAGCGAGGCUAGAAAUAAUGUUUCUUGUUUCCUUUCUUCUAACCUGGAGAGGAGUACACACCAAAGAAGAAGGUUUACUGUCUCCACUUCUUACAGCUAUUAUCCCCGCACCUAUUAUCCCGGCGCCUAUUAUUACAUCAGUUCUAUUACGACCACUUAUUCUGACACUUUCCCGAGCUGGAUGGAUAUUCAUGAAGAUGAAGAAUCUUGGUUUUUGUCCAACAAUUCACAUGUAUAUGUACAGUUGCAUCCUGAUGGUACUGUCACUGCUGCUAAACUAUGGGGUUGUGGGACUGUGUUGUGGUCUGCUCAAGAUUCCAGGCAGGAAAAACCAGUAUGCAAGCAAGAAAUAUUGUAUACCAAGAAAGAGAAGUCAUAUCCAAAGAUUAAAAUCGUUGUUCUAAUUACAGUGAUGGGUGUGUUAACCGUUAUGCUUGUUUGUCUUGUUCUUUUCUGGAGAAGGAGAAACAAGCCAUCCCUGGAACUAUCAAUGAGUUCCAAUAGCGGCCUCAAGAUCUUUUCAAACAUGCAAAUAAAGAAGGCAACGAAGAAUUUCUCCGAAAAACUUGGAGAAGGGGGUUUCGGCUGUGUUUACAAGGGGGAAUUGGCAGGUUUCUCUCUAGUGGCAGUCAAAAAUCUAAAAAGCAUCGGACAAGGGGAAAAGGAAUUCCGAGCAGAAGUACAGACAAUUGGCAUAAUUCACCACAUCAAUAUUGUCCGGUUAUUUGGUUUUUGUGCGGAAGGGCUGAAAAGGGUUCUGGUAUACGAGUACAUGGAGAAUGGUUCUUUGAGUUCUCAUCUGUUUUCAAAGAGUUCGGCCGUAUUAACCUGGGAUCUCCGGUACCAUAUUGCACUUGGAACUGCAAGAGGCUUGGCUUAUCUCCAUGAGGAAUGUAAAGAAUGCAUUAUACAUUGUGACAUGAAGCCAGACAAUGUACUUCUUGAUGCAGAGUUCUGCCCCAAGAUUGCGGACUUCGGCAUGGCCAAGCUUCUAGGUCGAGAUUUCAGCAGGGCUUUGACAACAAUGCGAGGGACCAUUGGAUAUCUUGCACCGGAGUGGAUAUCGGGGUUACCGAUCACACAUAAGACUGAUGUUUACAGCUAUGGCAUGAUGCUUCUUGAAAUCAUAUCUGGUCGAAGGAACUCAGAGAAAAUUAAGGAAGGAAAGUUCACAUACUUUCCCAUCUUUGCGGCAAUCAAGGUGAAUGAGGGAGAUGCUAUGUGUCUGCUGGACAGUAGGUUGGAAGGCCAGGCAGAUGGAGAGCAGCUGAGCAGAGCUUGCAGAAUUGCAUGCUGGUGCAUUCAAGAUGCUGAGGAUGACAGGCCGAUGAUGGGACAAGUUGUUCACAUGCUGGAGAAUGUCAUGGAUGUCGAAAUCCCACCUACUCCAAGGUCACUUGAACACUAUGUUGGCAUGGAGGAUUGCUCAUACUAACUUGUUCUAAAUUCUACAUGUUUGUUGGAUAGGCCGGCCUUAGUUAUAAUGCCCAUUAGUCUAUGUUUCUGUUUAUUUUUUGAAGUUUA